This is a messenger RNA of Grus americana (Whooping crane), 2108 nucleotides long. It is a transcript of the gene CDC42EP4, whose product is annotated as CDC42 effector protein 4. NCBI's taxonomy places the organism in Eukaryota, Metazoa, Chordata, Aves, Gruiformes, Gruidae. The transcript has 2 exons. The coding region runs from base 249 to 1184 and encodes 311 amino acids. The record is from RefSeq and is a predicted model, not a curated record.
GGGCGAUGACAUCAUGCCCGCCGCGGCGGUAGUGGGGGGUGCGGUUUUUGCUUCGGCUCGGCUCGGCUCGGCACGGCACGGCCAUGGGCCGGCAGCGGGUCCCGGGCGCGCAGGAGUGACCUGUCCGUGACGCUGGUGGGAGCCCAGCCGCAGACCACCAGGUGUGAGCGCCGGCCAGGUCCGUGGGACGCGUGACCCCGUUUUGGCCGCCCCGGUGCAGCGUGGCACAGCCCCUCCCCGCCGCCGUGAUGCCGAUCCUCAAGCAACUCGUCUCCAACUCUGCCCACUCCAAGCGGCGCUCGAGGGCCGACCUGACGGCCGAGAUGAUCAGCGCGCCGCUGGGGGACUUCCGCCACACCAUGCACGUGGGCCGGGCGGGGGACGCCUUCGGGGACACCUCCUUCCUCACCAGCAAGGCGGGGGAGCCGGAGGCGGGCGAGGAGCCGGGUGCCUCCAAACCCAGCCUGCUCUCCCGCCGCUUCCGCAGCAGCAAGCGCUCGCAGUCGGUGACGCGAGGUGACCGGCGGGACAUGCUGGGUUCGCUGCGGGACUCGGCUCUCUUCGUGAAGAACGCCGUCUCCCUGCCCCAGCUCAACGAGAAGGAGGUGGACAGGAGCGCGGGGCAGCUGCCCAAGAGCCUCUCCUCCAGCCCAGUCAAGAAGCUGCCCGAGGAGGUGAGCCCCGAAGAGCAGCAGCGCCCGAACGGGGCGGCCGCCGGGCCGCUGAGCCCCGGCUUGGACGAGCGCGACUUCGGGGACAUCACGGAGCUGCCCAUCGUGGUGGCCAAGAGCGGGGCGGGCAUGAAGCACGCAGAGUCCAUCAUGUCCUUCCACAUCGACCUGGGGCCCUCCAUGCUCGGGGACGUCCUGAGCAUCAUGGAUAAGGAGCAAUGGGAGCAGGAUGAAGACCCCGAGGCGGAGGAGAGCCAUGAGGAGGAGGCAGAUGCUGCCCUGCCCGGCUCCCCGGCGGCGGUGGCGGCGGCGGCGGCAGCCCCGCUGAGCCAGAGCCCGUCCCGCGGCACCGGCGGCCGCUGCCCCAGGGACAGCAGUUCGGCGUCCAGCUGCACCUCAGGGCCGGAGGAACGCAGCCCUAUCCCCGGGCCACCGAGCCACCGGGGCCCCCCGAAACGCCCCGACAAGGAGUUCUCAUUCGCUGAUGACGACGACGACGAGAUCAGAGUAUAAAAGGCGGGCGGCAGAGCCGAGGGGUCUGGUUCUCAUUUGUGGUUGCUUGGACACGGGGCCGAAUACCCUGGUGCUGCAACGGGUGGCACCGGGGAAGACUCAACUCCUCACUUGUUCCCUCUCCCCGUCCGACAGCGGACAUGCCGCGGCAGGACAGCGCUCUGUUCCCGGGGCAGCCCCGGCGCCUCUCGGCACCCGGAGAGCUCCAGCACAUCCUGGGAGGGGAAAGCGGACUUGAUUUCAGUUUUUUCUGUUGGACUUUGGAUAUUAGCUCUUUUCUUUUUUCCCCUCUGCCCAUGUAAAGCAAUAUAGGAUCAAACAAGAUGAGGCUUUGAAGUUUUAGCCCCUUUAGUAAUAUAUAUAUUUUUUUCCACCGUACGGUUUUUACUGCUCUCUGAUUUGUACCUAACUUUCUUUACUCUCACUUUUGGUUUUACUGGAGGGGAGAUUUCCCAUGAGGAAGGACUUGGCUCUGGAGCUCAGAGGGGGCCUGGGACCGUGGGUGGCUCCAGCUCCCCAGGUUUCUUGGGGACUUUCUGCAGACCAAGAACUUCCAGCCCCAUGCCGCGGUGGGGGCUCACUCCCUGUCCCUCGGAUGGAUGGAUGGAUGGAUGGAUGGAUCCAUCCCAGAUGCUUGACCCUCUCAACAGCCUGGGGGUCACAGGGAUGCCCCCCUGGCCAGCCCUGGUACCCACUGCUCCCAGGGAUGCUGAUGGGAGUGUGGGUCUGUCCCCCGUGGGGGGAACACCUGGAACCCCCCUGUGAGCCAGAGUGAGCCCCGGUGUCCUGCGUGCCAGGAGGCCACCGUCGUGGGGCCGGUCUGGCUGGGCAGUGCUGAUGCUGGCCUGGUGCAGGCGGUUGGAAGAGGAGGGUUUUAUACCAUGUAUGUACAAAUGCAAAGAAUAAAAGGAAAUGGUAGUGACA